AUGCAUAGCAUAAUAUCUCGCGUCAACAAUGUAUCUGCCUUCUUGUCUACAUGCAUGAUGUGUCUCCUCGGUGCUAUCGCGCUUUCAUCAUUUCUUUUCACUGCCGAUCCAAAGGGCAAGCUAACGGUCGCCGCUGUCAAAGUAUAUAAUGCAAAAGUCCCUCGAUACCCUCGUAGGAAGCAAGAGAUGGCGUUUGUAAACUUCGACCUCAAAGCUGACUUGACCCCACUUUUCAACUGGAAUACGAAACAGCUUUUUCUUUACCUAGAAGCAGAGUAUGUCAAUACCGAAGGGGUGCAUAACGAAGUCGUGAUAUGGGACCGUAUUGUGCGGAGAAAGGCAGAUGCCAUCAUCAAUGUAUCGGGCAAGAACAAAUAUGCGUUCCGGGAUGUCUCGCGAAAGUUCAAGGACAUUCCGACAUCAAACUAUACCCUCAAAUACAACGUGAUGCCUUACGUCGGUCUCUUAAUUUACGGCGAAGCCGCUACUACUCUGGAACCGGUCGAGUUU
Guyanagaster necrorhizus is the source of this 510-nucleotide messenger RNA. RefSeq names its product signal peptidase 22 kDa subunit. Lineage: Eukaryota; Fungi; Basidiomycota; Agaricomycetes; Agaricales; Physalacriaceae. Gene Ontology annotation, biological process: protein targeting to ER. The record is from RefSeq and is a predicted model, not a curated record. Gene Ontology annotation, cellular component: signal peptidase complex; membrane. The transcript is spliced from 5 exons. The annotation marks the transcript as partial.